GCAGAGUCCCGUUGCCAAGGUGGUGGUUGCUGCAGCAGAUUGGAAACCGUUCAUUCGGAGAAAACAAACAAAGAAAAAAAAAGUUAAUAUCAUAUUUUUUUAGAACAUGGAAAUCUUUUAAAUUGGGAUCAAAAUAAGGUAUGAUCCCUGUGUCUCCCUAACUACCACCGUACCGUAACUAUUAGAGCGAUAUAAUAUGGGUUUCCAAUAAUAGCCCACAUAAAUGUAUUUUUAUUUAUUAAUUGGUUUGUUUUUGUUUAAUAUUUAACGUAUAUCCCACGUUUCACAAAUUAUCAUUACAAUAGGUUUAUCAGUGCACGGAUUAUACCGUAUUCUUACUGAUUUUUAGGCUGAAUUAAAUGUGAGAAGUUGCAAAAAGAUGGUUAAAGGAGAGAAAAAGAAAAAAGCAGACAAGUCGAAUCUCGAAGUUUCAUUUAAUAAAAUAUUAGAAAGUAGUUGCAGCACCGUUUCCUCUGAGCCGCCGCCACCGGUCACCGCGACCCUGCUGCAAUUGGGAGAAAACAUCAGUGAGCUGAGUUCUUCAUCUGACGAGUCACAGCCGCUGGUCACCUCGCAAAACACAGAACCAGCCCAAGAGUGCUACGAAGAACCCAUUCUCACCCUGCUGGUCGUGGAACGCUACGAGGGAGAAAAGUUCCACGGACUCUAUGAAGGUGAAGGAAUUGCGUAUUUUCAAGGAGGCAAUGUUUACAAGGGUAUGUUUUCAGAAGGGCUGAUGCAUGGGAAAGGGGCUUACACAUGGGCUGAUGGUGUUACAUAUGAGGGUGAUUUUGCAGUGAAUGUGCCUAUGGGACGUGGAUCUUACACGUGGCCUGAUGGAAGCAGCUAUGAAGGGGAGGUGCACAAUGGAAUACGCCAUGGAUUAGGAACAUACAGAUGUGGCUCUAAACCAGUUUCUUACAUAGGACAGUGGAAUCAAGGAAAGAGACAUGGAAAGGGUACUAUAUAUUUUAACCAGGAUGGAAAUUCAUGGUAUGAAGGAGAUUGGAUAAACAACAUCAAGGAAGGAUGGGGUAUAAGAUGGUACAGCUCUGGAAAUGUAUAUGAAGGACAGUGGAAAAAUAAUGUGCGCCAUGGAGAAGGAAGGAUGAGAUGGCUGGCAUCAAAUGAACAGUAUAAUGGACAAUGGGUCAAUGGGAUACAGAAUGGACACGGGACCCAUACCUGGUUUCUGAAGAGAGUGCCCAGCUCACAGUAUCCUCUGAGGAAUGAGUAUACAGGAGACUUUGUGAAUGGCAUACGGCAUGGCAUUGGGCAAUUCUACUAUGCAAAUGGAGCUUUAUAUGAUGGAGAAUGGAAGUUUAAUAAAAAGAAUGGAAUGGGAAAGUUCAUUUUUAAAAAUGGACGCAUAUUUGAAGGAGAGUUUAUCGAAGAUCGCAUGGCUGAGUUCCCUAACUUUUUAUUAGAUGGAAGUAGCACCCCUGAUCUGAGUGGCAUACGGACACAUUCCCCAUCAGGUGCUAACGAACCAACCAAAAUAUCCACAAGAACUAGCGGUGGCUUAUCCAUCCUGGGGCCUGAUAUGGCUCUUGAUCUCUAUGCAGUGCACAAGAAUUUUCCUGAACAAGAAUGGGAUGGGGAAAUAAAACAGGUAGAAUUUGCAAUUCUCAGACACAUCACAGAACUGAGGCGAAUCUAUAGUUUCUACAGCAGUCUGGCUUAUGAGCACUCUUCCGAUAACACCUUUCUGCUGACCAGACUGCAGUUCUGGAGAUUUCUCAAGGACUGCAAAAUUCAUCACCACGGCUUAACUUUAGCAGAAGUAGACAGGAUUCUCUGUGCCGAUGUGCCAGCUGAAGAGAUCCACUCCCCUUUUAACACCAUGCUUCUCAGGAAAUUUCUCAGCAAUGUUGUUGUGCUGGCAUACCACAUGUACCAUAAAGAAAUCCGACCACCUAAUCAUACUUUAGCGUCAUGCUUUUCAAAACUGGUGGCAGAGAAUAUAGUUCCAAAUGCAAGAAACAUAAAAGGUGAUUUUUUCUGCGAUCACGAACGUGCUGUAAUUGCUGUGAAUUACAUUGAAAAAUCCUGGGAGAUACACCAAGUUUACUGCAGGCAGAAUCCCAAGCCACCAAACGAACCAACAAUGAAAAUGAGGCACUUCAUAUGGAUGUUAAAGGAUUUAAAUGUAUUUAGCAAUGAGUUGACAGCUGGAAAGGUCCUGGAAAUCCUUGCUAAAGACAACCCUGCAGUGCAUGUUGAAGCCUUUAGUAAUCUAGAACUGGAGAUUACUUUCCUGGAAUUCUUUGAGGCCUUGCUUGGAUGUGCAGAGGUGUACACUCCUAGGACAAUAAGACCCUAUUCUGUGACAAGUUCCGAACAUUUGGAAACAACAGAAACACCAGCUGAGAAUCCAAGAGAAGACCCUGCAGAGCAGAUUCAAGAAACGUCCAUUCCGGCCAGAGUGCCAGACAGCACACCAAAGGAAGACCAUGCCAGCCCCAGUGGUUACUUAAAGUCUCCCCACAGAAAUCUUGCCUCUGACUCCAGUAGUGUGAAGAAAUCUGAGCCAAGCAAGUCAAAAGAAAUGAUAGUAUCUGAAGAGAAAACCCCCAAGCAAAGUGAAAGAUCUACAGCAAAAGGAAGAGUACACUCAAUACAUCAAAUUAGUCUAUGUGCAACAAGUGGAUCUGUCCCCCAGUCUGCACACAGUAAUUCACACAGUGUCCAGCUGGAGGCAGAAAGCAGUGAGAUUAUUGUGCAGUCAAUGCCUGCACUGGACCCAGAGCAAUUAUACACUCAGCAGGAUCAACUCCCAGAAAAGGCUGAAGAAGCAGUAAUUGAACCAGAGAAUGAACUUGAUUUCUGGAUUCAUCAGAUCUAUGCUUUCUUUGCUAAGAGGUUUUUCCCAUCUUACGACUACAACCUGAUUCUCAAAAAGGAAGCAGCGGAGGACCGAGUAAGGCAGGGAGUCCUGGCUCGGAUAGCAAAAGUCAAAGCAGAAGAAGCAGCAAGGCUAAAAGAACUGAGGGAGGCAGAGGAAGAGAGAAGGCAUGAACAGGAGGAGGCAGAGAAAGCAGCGUUUGAGGCUGCAGCUGUGGCUGCACUUCCAGAACCCCCAAAAGAGGAAAUCAACCAGAGUCCUGAACCAAUCGUCAACGUAGUUUCACAGAUCAUCAUCAGCAAACCUACUCCUUCAGGGUCGAAGAAAAAGAAAAAAUAGUGUGUGCCAAGCACUGCUACCAGACUGAUUCUAGUAGCGAAACCCCAAAAUAUAUACGGUUACCAAUAAUCUCCUAUGUAGGAUG
Molecule: messenger RNA, 3269 nt
Organism: Polyodon spathula (Mississippi paddlefish)
Lineage: Eukaryota; Metazoa; Chordata; Actinopteri; Acipenseriformes; Polyodontidae
Gene: rsph10b
Product: radial spoke head 10 homolog B
Exons: 20
Coding region: 380-3184 (934 amino acids)
Source: RefSeq, a predicted model, not a curated record